AUGGUUCACGGCAGGGUGCUUGGGACGCGUCUAGGGCCGCGCUGCCAGUCACUGCUCAAGGCCGGCGUCCUCCGAUGCAGCGCCCCCGCGGAAGCCGCCAACGUCGUUCCAAAGACGGUACACUAUCGGGCCUUUAGCAUCACGCCGCAAACUUUCCGUGAGAGGAAGCCCUUGGGCAAAGAUGAGUCUAUCGCGGCGGUUACGAAUGGGGCCGAGCCAGCGAUUAACCCUGCCUUUGCGGAUAUUGCGUUUGCAUUCGAUAUUGAUGGUGUCCUGUACAAGGGACAAGAAGGCAUCCCUGGUGCGAGAGAGAUGCUGCAGAAAAUCAGACAGCAAGGGCUACGCUACGUGUUCUUGACGAACGGCGGUGGCGCCCAUGAGAAUGCCAAGGCGGCUUCAUUAGCGAAGCGGCUAGGCAUUGAGAACCCUGAAUACGUGCUUAAGGAUAGAGUCAUCCUGUCGCAUACGCCAAUGCGAGGCUGGGAUGACGACAUUAAGAAGAACGGAACUGUGCUGAUCACGGCAUCACAACCCGAAACGGCAAGGCAGCUUGCCAGACAAUACGGGUUUCAGCGAGCGGUGACGCCAGCGGACCUGAUCGCGGCAAACCCGCACAUCUACCCUUUCGCUCACCUCCGCGACAGCCUCCACAAGGAGACGUCACCGCUACCCGACGGCAAGAGCGCCGCCGCCAUCACGGACCCGUACAGUCGGUCCAUCCCGCCCGACGCGCUCAAGGUCGACCAGAUCCUGGUGUGGAACGACCCACGCGACUGGGCGCUCGACAUCCAGGUGAUCCACGACCUGCUCGUCUCGCACCGGGGCUACCUGGGCACGCUGUCCUCGCACAACGGCGACGCGUCGCUCGCGGACGCCGGGUGGCAGCAGGACGGGCAGCCGGCGCUGUGGAUCUCCAACCUGGACCUGGUGUGGCGGACGGAGCACCCGGUGAACCGCUUCGGCACCGGCGCGUUCCUGGAGGCGCUCAAGGGCGUGUGGGCGGGCGUGACGGGCGGCGCCGCGCCGCUAAGGUACCGCGCGCUGGGCAAGCCGUCGCGGCACACGUACGAGUAUGCGCACGAGCGGCUGCUGCGCGGCGACGGCGGGAGGAAGCCGCUACGGCGGGUGUACAUGGUCGGGGACAACCCGGAGAGCGACAUCCGCGGGGCCAACGAGUUCGCGCCGAGGGACGGCGCAAGCUGGGAGUCGAUACUGGUGCGCACCGGGGUUUUCCAGCCGACUGAGACGGAGCCGGAGCCGCGGUACAAGCCCACGGUGGUUGUCGACGACGUGGUGGACGCGGUGGUGUGGGCGCUGCGGAACGAAGGCGCGGACGUCUCGAGGGAGUGGCUGCUUUCUGCUUAG
Messenger RNA from Cordyceps fumosorosea ARSEF 2679, 1365 nucleotides. RefSeq names its product HAD-superfamily hydrolase, subfamily IIA, CECR5. Lineage: Eukaryota; Fungi; Ascomycota; Sordariomycetes; Hypocreales; Cordycipitaceae. The coding region runs from base 1 to 1365 and encodes 454 amino acids. Gene Ontology annotation, biological process: glycerophospholipid biosynthetic process. The record is from RefSeq and is a predicted model, not a curated record. Gene Ontology annotation, cellular component: mitochondrion. The transcript is spliced from 3 exons.